Molecule: messenger RNA, 3635 nt
Organism: Leptopilina boulardi
Lineage: Eukaryota; Metazoa; Arthropoda; Insecta; Hymenoptera; Figitidae
Product: rho GTPase-activating protein 24-like
Exons: 10
Coding region: 162-3470 (1102 amino acids)
Biological process (GO): signal transduction
Source: RefSeq, a predicted model, not a curated record
AUAUAGAUAUACGCUUUAAUAAAUGGUGAAGUUUUAAGUUUGUAAACGCCGAUCACGCGGUAAAUACUAUAGGGUUAUGUGAAUUUUAUCCUUGAAUUUGCCACGAUUUGCGUGCAAAUAUAUUCGCGGCUUUAAUAAUUAAUAAAAAAGCCGCGAUAAAAAUGUUCAUUUUUGACGUUCUACGAAAGGACAAAGUGUACCAGGUUAUUGUUAGUGAUCUACGAAGAUUUGGUGUCAAGUAUCGCCAUAAGAAGAAUGCAUCAGUGAAAACGGAUAAACCGGAAAGAAAUGGCAAUCAACCACAGAAGAUCUUCAAAGUACAUUUAACAUGUCUUCCACUGGAUCUUGUGAAUUUAUCGUCGGGGGCGAUGGUUCAUAUUCCAAUAUUCGUCAUACAAGCGACGGCCUAUCUUUUGAAUUAUAUCGAUUUAGAGGGAAUAUUUAGAAAAGCGGGUUCGAAAAUUCGUCAAAGAGAAAUAUUAUCUCGACUUGAUAAUGGUGGUUGUUUGGCGGAUAAAGAUCAUGGAAUUGACAUUGCUAAUUGCUUAAAGACAUUCUUUCGUGAUCAACCUGAGCCAUUGAUACCAUUUUAUUUUCACGAUUUAUUUGUACGUUGUGUUGUAUUGAAAAAAAAUCGUAUCGAAGCAUUACUUAUGGCUUGUUUAUUAUUGCCACCAAUACAUCUCAAUACAUUGGCAUUUCUUAUGGAAUUUUUGAAAAAAGUCGCAUCAUACGAACAACUCAAUAGAAUGAGUAUUGUUAAUUUAGCAACUGUCGUUGGACCAAAUAUUAUGCCAAUAAAAGAAGCUACAAUGGGCGCUAUUCAAAGUCGAUUAGAGACACAUAAUUUAGUUGUUCAGCUACUGAUUGAAAAUGCUGAAAAAAUUGGUGUUUUACCCGAUCAUAUUACAGAGACAAUUUCCGCUGAAUGUGAAAUUGGUAGUACGGAAAAUGAGCUUGAACGUUCCGAUAAUAAUUUAACAAAAAGUAAAAAGAAAAAACAUCGAAGCGGAAGCUUCACACGUAAGCCACAUCUAAGUGCUUCGAAUCUCAAUUUAAGAAUGUUAAGUGGAUUAAAGAAAAUGGUGGGCAAAACUUCUCCCCAUGAUGGUGAACCAGUUUGUGAAGGAUCGAAUUCGGUUUUUUUAUACACUCCUUCCCUGAGAAUAGGGAAAAGACGCAAAGUGGAAGCAGUAAAUGAUGAAUUAAAUAUAAAGAAAGAAAAUGAUUUAUUGGAAGUCAUGCCUGAAAGAUUUCCCCUUCGCUCACGUUACUUGUUACACUCCCCAGUUAAUAAUCAUCCAAACCCUAUAAAAGACGGAACUCCGACUCAUAUGUCCAGAGUGGAUAAAUUUAUAUCCAGUCGUAAAGUUCCUACAGAAAUAAAACCCAUAAAUAAGACGGAAAAAACAAAGAAAAUAAGACUUAGCUUUGAUAGAUUUGUCUCACGAACUAGACAAAAAACAUCAGAAGCGGAACAUAUUAUAGAAAAUGAUAAACCACUAACAAGAAGACGAAGUUGGAGUAUAACUGGACGACCAAUAUUAUCAUCAUCAUCAUCAUCGUCCGAAUUAAAGAAAAAACGUCGAAGCGAUUGUUCAACAAAUCGUUCGCUAUCGCGUGAAACAAAAAUUCCAAAAUUAAAUUCAGAAAAAGAAUACGAUGAAAUAUUCAUGGACGCUAAUAUUAAUUUAUCGGACAUAAGUGGCGAGCCGGCCUCGCGUGAUAAAUGUAAAUCAACGCGUAUUAUUGCCACAAGAUCAAGUACAUCUGACAUUCCAAAUAAAAUUUCCAAAGAUAAUAAUUCAAUUUUAUAUUCGACUAAUACAAGUGAUUAUGUUUCUCAUAAUGAAUCUUCAUCAAUUAAUGAUUCAUUAACGACUGAUGAUUUAGAAAAAAAUACUAACAAAAAUGAAGAAUAUGUAAAAGUUCCAAAAAGUGAAUAUUUGGAUAUUAAAAAACGUGUCUCAGCUAUUGAAACACAAAUAUCACAAGAAUUUGGUACAUUUGCUAAGGAAUCGAUAAAUAAUUUAAGAAGAAGAAAUUCCGUCGAUACAGUACAAAGUGAAUAUGAAAAAACAUUGGAACAAUCAAAUAUUGGAAAUACAAUGAAUGCUGAUCAACUUGCAAAGAGACUUGGCAAAGAAUUGAAAAUUCGACGAUCAAGUGAACAUAAAAUUAUUCGUUCACCAAGUGCGAGAAAAAUUGGCGUUCUUAGACGAAGAUCACAGGAAAAGCCAAUCAGCAAACGAAUAAAACGUACAUCAUCGUGGCACGUUUCUGAUCGAACUGAUUCAUUGCGACGAUCAACAUUAAAUAAUUUUUACACAAAUACAAAAGAUAAUCAAAAUUUAAUGAAAUCAAAUGAUCUGGGUGUUGCUGCAUUAGAAACGGAAACAUUUUGCAGCGAAGAAACAAAUAAAAGACUUAAUUAUUUACAAGAUCAAUUAUUAACAUUAAUUGAUCACACUAAUAAACAUACUAAAGGUUCAUUUAGUGAUGAUGAUUUUAGUUCAAAUGAUAAUCAUACACUAAAUGGUAAUAAAUUAAAUUUGAGUACAAAAGUAAGAAGAAUCUCAUCUUUCCAUGGAAAUGAAUUUAUCGAUAAUUCACAAUAUUUUAAUCGAAUGGUGAAAGAUUUAAAAAAAUCAUCGAAUAUUGUCAAUAAUGAAGUAACACCAGCGAAAACCAAUUUACCCUCGGAUAAAAAGGAUAAAGUUAUGUCGUGGAAAGAUGCCGAAAAAUACUUUAAAUCUGAAGGACAAAUACCGACUCCAGUUCCAGUGACGGGUCGUGCGUCUGUUGCCAAAUUACGAACACAAAAUGCCGGUAUGGUAUUGGCAAAGGCAAAAUUGUUUGACGACACAAAACGAACUCCAAUUCAAUGUGAAGUUGCUAAUGAUAGGAGAAUUUCACAUUAUCAGGGACGUGAAACAAGACGUCAAUCAAUGCGUUCAAAGGAAAUAAAAAAUCUCACUACUGUUGAUAUUACCGAUAGUCCACGACGUGUUGCUCUUCGUCGUAAAAAAAGUGAAAGUCCAAAAAAUCCCAGUGCCAAAGUACGAAUAACAAAAUCGCCAAAUUCUAUUAAAAUGGAAUUAACCCUCGUUCAAAAUCAUGAUUCAUCGCCACAUCAUCAUAAUAGAAAAUGUACAAAUACAACAAAACGCACAUUAAAUUAUCAAAAGGAAAAUCAUGCAACAUUGAAUUUACAUACACCAAUGAGAAAGGAUUCACUAAUUAUUCACGAAUCAAAUGUUGAUAAUAGUGCAAUUUAUAAGACGCCAUUGAUUAAAAAACCCUUAGCUGUUGUUCGUACACCAAAAAGUGGUAAACCAUUAACACGAAGGCCAGCAAUUGACGUUAAACGUACACCAUUGAAAGCAAUUGGACCACUUGCCACUCCAAAACGACAGAGUCCGCGGAGUAUAUUAAAAACAUCACAUUUAACUGCUAGACGUUUUAGUUAAAAAAAAAAAAAACUAACUUCUAUUCAUGUACAGGUUUAAUUCUUUAAGAAACAAAAUAAUGUUUCAGUGUGAUUUACUUUUUUUUAUAAUAUAUUAUUUUUUUAUACAUAUACAUAUAUAUAUAUAUAAUAUUUAAAAUUCCUCGCGAAAAAAAGACAAAGCUUU